Eruca vesicaria subsp. sativa (arugula) is the source of this 633-nucleotide messenger RNA. Lineage: Eukaryota; Viridiplantae; Streptophyta; Magnoliopsida; Brassicales; Brassicaceae. The record is from the annotation of a GenBank genome assembly.
AUGCAUGCAGGUGGUUGGACAGGCGUGUUCUGGGACAUGGAUGACUUCCCACUCCCUCCUGGUCUCGAUUUAAAUCAGUUUGUUAAGAAUGUCGAGUUAGCUAUAUUCCGUCAUGGUAUUCGUUGUGACGUGGAGUUCUAUGCUUUUGGUAGUUCGGAUUCCUUUGAUUUUGAUAGAUAUGUCUUUACCGAGGGGUCCUUUACCGCAUAUAAAUUUGUCGAUAAACGUACAAGGUUUUAUCGUUGUUUACAUACCAUCCUACGCUGGAUUUACCACCGUAAACAGUAUGGAGGGGUAAAAAAUGUGUUGUAUAUUGCAAAGGGUAUCCCAGGGGAAGAUAACGAUAACAUGGACAGUUUUUUUGACCAAAUGAUUGAGAGAGGUCAUAAUGUUCUCACAGUAGUUCCUGACGGAACCUCACCAGAAAAUUUUGAUUAUCUUGGGCCAAUUUCAGCUUGGUAUUGGUCAGACUUAUGUUCUGGUGGUACGGCCAUCGCUGACCUGGAUUCUAGUACUGAUGACGAUUCCGAUUCCGGAAGUGACUCACCAGAAACUGAUCGUGCUCAAGGUGUGAAACGUGCGAGUGAAACUGAUGCUGCUGCUGCUGCUAAAAGUCUUCAAAAAAGUAGUUGA